Molecule: messenger RNA, 2190 nt
Organism: Fonsecaea erecta
Lineage: Eukaryota; Fungi; Ascomycota; Eurotiomycetes; Chaetothyriales; Herpotrichiellaceae
Exons: 1
Coding region: 1-2190 (729 amino acids)
Biological process (GO): DNA-templated transcription
Cellular component (GO): nucleus
Molecular function (GO): DNA-binding transcription factor activity, RNA polymerase II-specific; zinc ion binding; DNA binding
Source: RefSeq, a predicted model, not a curated record
AUGGCCCAGAUGGAGUCUAGUAGUGGCAGCUCAAGCAGCUGCGGCGGAGGAGGAAACAACAAGCGCAAAGCAGAGUCACGUGGCGACGUUGCAGCAGACACCGCCGGUGCACGUGACCGGCCCGCUUCGUCCCUUACUGCUUCUGCUUCGCCUCAACCUCCAACGCUGACACCGUCCGAGUCCACCUCCCCAUCAUCGCCCGCAACGAGCCCUGUGUCCCCUGGCACGUUGUCGUCGUUCACAUCAAUCCCGGUACUGGCUGAGGCUCUUCUCCAGGACUACAACAACACCACCACCACCACCGGCCAUCCGUCCGUCACCUCCGCCGCCAUGAAGACCGCCCGUCCCUAUCGUUCCCACAAAUAUCCCGCCUGUGCUCGCUGCCACAAACGACGGUCUCGAUGUACCAUCGAAAUCCCCGGCCAGGCAUGCUUACUAUGUCGGAUGCAUGGCGUGCCCUGCUCUUCCGCCACGGCCAAGAAAGACGACCGUGUGACUCCCAAGGUCGGCUUCGUCCAUCGCUCGUUGAUCGCCGACGAUAAGUCUAUGGAAGGCUUUUCUCACAUCGUCGGCCCGGUGGUCGCACGUGACACUCAAGUUCUCGACCAGUAUCUACCCCAGACCAACGGUGCUCCGGGUCAUGUUCCUAUCCAGCCGAGUCUCGGGAGACGAGAGUCGCAAAAGGCCAUCUACCAUGUGCCGAUCCCGCCCCGGAGACCCAGCCCGACGGACUGCAAUUGCGCCAGGAACAUGCCGGGCGAAUUGUUGGAACAAGUCGACCCGUUCCUCGAUAAACUCUUGGCUAACUAUUACGAACACUUCCAUCCCUGCUAUCCGGUCACCGACGAAGAAUGUGUCAUGUCGCGGCUGAAGGACCGAAGUCAAUUGCCUCAGACGUUCUUCGUCAACACAAUAGCCUAUGCCCUGUUCUAUUGGGAUACUUCGCCGGCAUUGGCGGGAUAUGCCCGACCCGACCAGGAUUUCGCCUGGCAGACGGCAGUGGCGGCUAACACCGCCGACAUACAGAAAGGCGAUUUGGCGACCAUCAUCUCCACGUGCAUCGACAUCUCUGGACGGCCCUCUCGGUGCUUGGUGAAAAACGUGGCGGAGGUCGCGCGGGCGGUCGCCCUGUCGCACGCGAUCGGUCUGAAUCACGAUUGUAGUGAGUGGAAGAUCGGUGACAUGGAAAAGAAACUCCGAUGGAAAGCCUGGUGGGGAGUGGUGAUCCAGGACCGAUGGUUCAAUUUCGCCCAAGGGACGCCUCCCUAUAUCUCGAAGGGCCAUUAUGACGUCCCCCUUCCAACGGUGGAGCUGCUCACUCAGGGCAGGGGCGGAUCUGUCAAACACGUUCGUGCCGCCGAAGUUUACAUUCACCUGUGUCGGCUGACGGAAAUCGUUGGGGAUGUCCUCCCACUCAUCUACCACAUCCGGUCGGGAAACGACAGCAUUGCCGCUGAGCAAACUUCGAGAUCAGAAAUCGAACUCAACCGCUGGAUGGAAAGCCGUCCGAGUUGGCUGAAUCUGAGCGACUUCAACAAUCGGCCGCCCGUGCCGGGUCUGGUCAACCUGCAGCUUUCGUAUCUCUCGGUCCGCAUGCUUCUGCGACGCAUAGCCUGGCACGAGAUCAGCCAACGAGAGAGCGAUCCUGCCUCAUCGUGGCUGCUUGGCUGUCAGGCUGCGGCAGAGGAUAUCGUUCGCUUUGUCACUUCGUUGCACAAGCAGGACUUGAUAGGCUUCUGGCUACCCUACAAUGCUCAUCACUUCACGUCAGCGGUGACUCUACUUCUCCGCUGUGCGCUCCAGACCAGCUACUCGAAUGUCCGGACACAGUGCAUGGGAAGCGCCCGGACCCUCGUGGACUGCCUGAGGAAAUUCCACGAAGAACAUCAAUGGGACCUGGCAGAGACGGCCCUGUCGCAGAGUGAGACGGUGCUGAAGCGCAUCGAGGACUCGCUACCGAAGGCGCCGAUGGUGGGGACUCCUAAUUUGCCCCCCGUGUCGAUGCGAGUCGAACCAAGCGACAGGCGUGGCUAUGCGGAUGAGGACAUGCUCGGGGAUCCGCUGCCGGAUGACGGCUUCAUCACGCAACAAGGCCAAGGCUCGAUCGAGGAGUUGUUCCCGGAGAUCUUCUCGGAUUUCACAGACACUGCCUUGUUCGCGAGCUCGAUCCAUAAUGAAUACACCGAUUGA